AUGGCUCGCCCCGCCGCCAACGACCUCCCCUCACAUGCCUCGCCCGUCAUAUCCCCCGUCCCUCGGCCCUCAUCCGCAUACUUGGGCGGCUGGUCCGACCUGGACGACAAUGUCCCUCCGACGCCUGGUCUCCCGAACAAUCUAAUAUCCCCUGCAUUCACUCCUCCCGCCACGCCAGGAGCUGGCACUCCGUCCCGGCAUCUCCAGUCCGAGCCCAAGUCCAUUCCCGUGGACACUUCCCUCGACGACCCAUCCACCAAGCAACCCCGCUUGCUCGAGAAACUACCGCAUGUAGAAUGCCUGGUCCGGGCACGGAUACCGACGACUUCGGGCGCGGAGAUGUUCCUCCACCUCUAUCAGAAUGACUCCGACAACAAGGAGCAUCUGGCUAUUGUCUUCGGCAACAACAUACGCAGCCGCAGUCUGGAUGCCGAGAAGCCCGGUGAAACGGAGAUGGAUCGCAUGAUCCGUGGUGCCUACGUUGGAAGAUUGAGGCCGGGUCGAACGAGUUCGAGAAUAGAUCCUACGGAACCUAGCAAGAGGCCGUUCAACAAACGACAAAGAAGUGGUUCCGCGCUGAAGAACGUCAUAACGGUCCCAGAAGAUGGUGUUCUUGAAACAACACCUGUGUCGGCCGCGAAUGCUUCUCCAGAUGAACAAAGCUCAGAACAGCCACAUCAUCCGAUCGCCAGCCUGGGCGAUGUCCUCGAUAGUGUCCAGAUCAUCAGCCAUUCUCUGGGCAAACCUCCUCUUGUCCGAAUUCACUCGGAAUGCUACACAGGCGAAACAGCCUGGUCUGCUCGCUGCGACUGUGGAGAACAACUCGAUGAGGCGGCCCGGUUGAUGUCCUUACCUGGCUCUACCGGCGGCGUGAUAGUCUACCUACGCCAAGAGGGGCGAGGCAUUGGGCUCGCGUCGAAGCUGAAGGCGUACAACUUGCAGGAUCUGGGCAAUGACACAGUUGAAGCGAAUUUAUUGCUGCGGCAUCCGGCCGAUGCAAGGACUUACGGGCUUGCCACUGCCAUACUGCAAGAUCUCGGACUCGGCACCGAUAGUGAUGAACAGAAACCAGAGGCUGAGAGAGGCAUCAGGCUUCUUACCAACAACCCCGACAAAGUUCGAGCUGUUGAAGGGCCUGGUAAGGAGGUAAGAGUACGGGAAAGGGUCCCCAUGAUCCCAAUUGCAUGGAGGACCGCCGGCGCCAAGGGUGUGCGAGGGGCGGAGAUUGAGAAAUAUCUCGAAACUAAGAUUGGGAGGAUGGGACACAUGAUUCACGAAGAGUCCUAG
This is a messenger RNA of Fonsecaea erecta, 1287 nucleotides long. Its product is annotated as GTP cyclohydrolase II. Gene Ontology annotation, biological process: riboflavin biosynthetic process. The transcript has a single exon. Bases 1 to 1287 code for a protein of 428 amino acids. The record is from RefSeq and is a predicted model, not a curated record. Lineage: Eukaryota; Fungi; Ascomycota; Eurotiomycetes; Chaetothyriales; Herpotrichiellaceae. Gene Ontology annotation, molecular function: GTP cyclohydrolase II activity.